Gymnogyps californianus (California condor) is the source of this 927-nucleotide messenger RNA. Its product is annotated as ADP-ribosyl cyclase/cyclic ADP-ribose hydrolase 1-like. Gene Ontology annotation, cellular component: plasma membrane. The coding region runs from base 1 to 927 and encodes 308 amino acids. The transcript has 8 exons. NCBI's taxonomy places the organism in Eukaryota, Metazoa, Chordata, Aves, Accipitriformes, Cathartidae. The record is from RefSeq and is a predicted model, not a curated record. Gene Ontology annotation, molecular function: NAD+ nucleosidase activity; phosphorus-oxygen lyase activity. Gene Ontology annotation, biological process: positive regulation of B cell proliferation.
AUGCCUUUCCAGCAGGGCUCUGCCCGGACGCGGCAGCGCACCGUCCUUCUGGUGGGGAUCGUGGUCCUGCUGGCCGCCCUCGUCCUCGCCGUCGUGCUGGCCUCUGUCCUGACUCACGGAAAGCAAGAGGUCGGUCCCAAAAUGCUGAAGUGGAAGGACAGAGGGACCACUAAGAAUCUGCAAGAAGUCGUCCUGGGAAGAUGCUACAACUACGUCAUGGCGCGGUACCCUGAGCUGGGAGAUAAGGAUUGCCUAAAAAUAUGGGAAUCAUUAAAACAUGCGUUCAUUUACAAGAACCCCUGUAAUAUUACAUCAGAAGAUUAUCAGCCUUUAAUGGAAUUAGCAAGUCAUCCUAUACCCUGUAACAAGUCACUGUUUUGGAGCAAGACAAGUGACCUGGCUCAUCGUUACACAAAAUCCAAUCAAAAUUUCCUUACCUUGGAGGACACCUUGUUGGGUUAUAUGGCUGAUAGGGUUUCAUGGUGUGGAGACCCCUCUGCCCCAGGAAUCAACUAUGAAUCUUGUCCAAAACGAAGUGAAUGUGAGAGCAACCCUAGCUCUGUAUUCUGGAAAAUGGCAUCCAAGAUGUUUGCAGAAGCAGCAUGUGGUGUGGUUCAAGUGAUGCUCAAUGGAUCAGUAGAAGCUGGAGCUUUCAGAAGCAGCAGCAUCUUUGGAAGUAUUGAGAUCUUUAACCUAAAUCCAGAUAAAGUCUCUGCAGUACACAUUUGGCUUAUGCAUGACAUUGGUGGACCUCAAAGUGAAUCCUGCUCAGGUCAUUCCAUAAAGAGGUUAACAAGCAUCUUAGAAGAGCAAAACUUUAAGGUCACCUGUGAAGACAAUUACAGGCCGGUUCAGCUCCUUCAGUGUGUGCACAACCCUGACCACACAGACUGCAGACUUUGCACCAACACCACAGCAACUCCAUGA